Messenger RNA from Myiozetetes cayanensis, 1378 nucleotides. RefSeq names its product Ras association domain family member 10 (gene RASSF10). NCBI's taxonomy places the organism in Eukaryota, Metazoa, Chordata, Aves, Passeriformes, Tyrannidae. The transcript has a single exon. The record is from RefSeq and is a predicted model, not a curated record. Gene Ontology annotation, biological process: signal transduction. Bases 1 to 1317 code for a protein of 438 amino acids.
AUGGAGCCCGAGGAGCGGAAGAUCUCGGUGUGGAUCUGCCAGGAGGAGAAACUGAUCUCCGGGCUGUCCCGGCGGACCACCUGCUCGGACGUGGUGCGGGUGCUGCUGGAGGACAGCCACCACCGCCGGCAGCGCCCGGCGCCGCCCGAGCCCGGCGGCGGGAUGCUGUCGGGGCCGCCGCACUCCUACUGCAUCGUGGAGAAGUGGCGCGGCUUCGAGCGGAUCCUGCCCAACAAGACGAAGAUCCUGCGACUCUGGGUGGCGUGGGGGGACGAGCAGGAGAACGUGCGCUUCGUGCUGGUGCGCAGCGAGGCCUCCCUGCCCAACGCGGGUCCGCGCAGUGCCGAGGCGCGUGUGGUGCUGAGCAAGGAGCGCCCCGGCCGCGGCCUGGGGGCCGCCCGCGCCAGCCUGGCACUCACGCAGGAGCGGCAGCGCCGGGUGGUGCGGAAAGCCUUCCGCAAGCUGGCCAAGAUCAACAAGAAGCGGCAACAGCCGCUGGCCCGGGAAGCCUCGUCGGCGGAGAGGAUGGAGACGCUGGUGCACCUGGUGCUCUCGCAGGACCACACCAUCCGUCAGCAGAUCCAGCGGCUCCGCGAGCUGGACCGGGAGAUCGACAGGUACGAGGCUAAGAUCCACCUGGACCGCAUGAAGCGGCACGGCGUCAACUACGUGCAGGACACCUACCUGGUGGGCGCCGGGGAGCCGGAGCCGGGCCAGCCCCCCGCCAGCCGCCCCGAGGAGGACUAUGCCAGGAAGUGCGAGGAGGUGCUGCAGCUGCAGGAGCAGCGGGCGCAGCAGGAGGAGCUGCUGGAGCACCUGGCCGCCGAGAUCCAGGAGGAGCUCAACGAGCGCUGGAUGAAGCGGCGGCGGGAGGAGCUGGAGCUGGCGGCGGGACCCGGCCUGGCCGACACGGACUGUGACACCACGGAGCUGAGCGGCGGCGGCGGCGAGGGCGAGCUGCACCUGGAACACGAGCGGGUCAAGACCCAGCUGAGCACCAGCCUCUACAUCGGCCUCAAGCUAAGCACGGACCUGGAGGCCGUCAAGACCGACCUGGACUGCACGCAGCGGGCGUGGGAGGACAAGGAGCGGGAGCUGCAGCUCCUGCUGGAGACGCUGGGCACCCUGGACGUGGCGGAGGCGCCGGCGGAGCCCCGAGGGGCGGCGGGCGGGGGGCGGCCGGCGGCGGCCCCGGGGGGCGGCUGGGUGGAGCUGCGCAAGGACCGCGCCGACAACGACGAGGAUUCGGACACGGGGCUGAGCUCCAUGCACAGCCAGGACUCGGACUCAGUGCCCGUCUGCGAGUCCCUCGUGUAGCGCCCGCCCGGCCGCGGCCUCGCCGGGCAGCGCGGCACAAGCGGAGCGGAGCUGCCGGGCA